Molecule: messenger RNA, 2444 nt
Organism: Pyricularia grisea
Lineage: Eukaryota; Fungi; Ascomycota; Sordariomycetes; Magnaporthales; Pyriculariaceae
Exons: 3
Coding region: 663-2282 (539 amino acids)
Biological process (GO): transmembrane transport; carbohydrate transport
Cellular component (GO): membrane
Molecular function (GO): carbohydrate:proton symporter activity
Source: RefSeq, a predicted model, not a curated record
CGGCAGGGCAAAAGAAAAAAGAAAUUAAAGAUACAAAAAAAAAAACAAAAAAAAAAGGGAAUACCAAGGACCCCCAGCAAGUGCCCCACGGUGUCACGCGCACAUCUGCAAAAACUUGUACAACAUAACAACCAUCUUGGUUCCUACUUUCCCCGGCCCUCUUCCCCAGUUCACCCUUUCCAGUCUCCAGGUUUUAUGCCUUGGCGCGGGGUUGCCAACCAAUAAAGCUUGAAAUGGGAUAUUCAUCUCCAGCAGUCAGGCCUGGGCGAAUGGGUAACGCCGAGCUGAUUGUGGAUGGUUGUUUUCCUUGGCGAAGAUGACCUCUUUUCUUUUGGCGGUACGGUACUGCAUGUCGGUCUGUUUUUUUUCUUUCUUCUUUUUGCCCCUCGUUUGUCUAGGCGACUUAAGAUCAAGGGUUUUUGAGGAGGGGUGCAAUGGUCUAUAAAACUUGUGGCUGCUGACCGUUUGAAGAUCAGAGGAAAUGGGACGAGGCUUUCCCUUCUUCCCUCUUCGUCUGGUAUCUUGUUUUGACAGCCGCCCUUGACCGGUACGUCGACCAGCAUCCCCCUUGUGAAUUAUUUUUUGUUAUUGAGCAUCUCUCAAAGCUUUACUUCUUACUGCCCCUCGUAUUUUGCCUAUUUAUUGGAAAAUCCUCUUCCAUCAUGGGUUGGUCUCACGCCGCGGGGACGAAUGAUCCCCCCGAGGUCCGCAACUGGACCAUUCACUGGAUCGCUCUGGUGGCAUCAUGUGCAGCUCUUGCAAUGGGCUACGACAGCGCCGUCAUCGGUGGCACCAUGGCCCUGGACUCGUUCAAACGAGACUUUGGCUUCAACGACAUCCCGGCCUCGCUCCGUGACGCCCACAGCGCCAACAUCGUCAGCACCUUCCACGUCGGCUGCUUCUUCGGCGCACUCUUCACCUUCCCCGUUGCCGAGAGGAUCGGCCGACGCUGGGCCAUCUUGAUCGCCUGCCUCAUCUUCAUGGUCGGCGGCAGCAUGAUGGCCGCCGCCGACGGCAAGGUCGCCAUGAUCAUCGCCGGCCGCGCCAUCGGCGGUCUGGGCAUCGGGUCCGCGUCGCUCGUCGUCCCCGUCUACAUCGCAGAGACCUCCCCUCCCAGCGUCCGCGGCAGGCUGGUCGGCAUCUUCGAGGUCGCGUCGCAGUCCGGCGGCAUGCUGGGCUUCUGGAUCAACUACGCCACCGACCGCACCAUCGACGUCGGGAACAAGGCCCAGUGGGUUGUGCCUCUGGCCCUGCAGCUCCUCCCCAUCAUCAUCCUCGCCGCCGGCAUCCUCUUCUGCCCCGAGUCCCCGCGCUGGCUUGCCCGUGGCGACAAGUUCGAAGAGGCAGAAAAGGUCCUGGUCUACCUGCGCAACCUGCCCGCAGAGCACGAGUACAUCCGGACCGAGAUGGCGGCCAUCAGGGCACAGGUCGAGGAGAGGAGCACGAUGCGCAUGAGCAAGAAGCAGCAGUUCGCCAAGGUGUUCCAAAAGGGCACUCGGAACCGCAUCGCCAUCGGCGCCGCCCUCAUGUUCCUGCAGAGCUUCACUGGCGUCAACAUCAUGACCUACUACUCGCCCCGCAUCUUUGAGACGUUGGGCAUCACAGGUACCGCCACCAAGCUGUUCAGCACGGGCAUCUAUGGCGUGGCCAAGAUGCUGGGCAUGCUCGCCUUCACCUUCUUCGUCGUCGAGGGCAUCGGCCGCAGGAAGGGUCUGAUCUGGGGCGCCUUCCUGGGCUGCCUGCCGCUCUUUUACGUCGGCGGCUACGUCAUGAAGGCCGACCCGCUCAGCCGUGCCGCCCAGGGCGACCUGGUUCAGGAUGGGUGGGGAUACUUUGCCAUGGUCUGCAUCUACCUCAACGCCUUCAUUAUCUGUGCUACCUGGCAGGGGAUCACCUGGACGUAUGCAGCAGAGAUCUUCCCGCUCGACAUCCGCAUGCUAUGUGUUGCCUUGACCACUGCCACCACCUGGCUCGGUUCAUUUGUUGUCGCUCGCGCCACCCCCUACAUGAUCACCGACCUUGGCUACGGUACCUACUUCAUGUUUGGUGGGUUUGUGGUUGCCAUGGGUAUUUGGGCGUUUUUCUUUGUGCCCGAGACGAGAGGCAUCUUCAUCGAGCAGAUGGACGCCCUCUUCGCCAAGCCCAUGCACAAGGCGGUUUGGGACCAGCUCCGCGGCAAGCCUGUCGUGGUCGACUCGGCAGAUUCCAUCGCCGCCAAGAAGGAUGGAGAUGCCGAGUCCAUCGACGAGAAGAAGGAGAAGGAUGUUGUCCAUGUUGCAUAGCACUGUUAGUCUCGGAGUCGAGAACAAAGAAUUAUGAUCUUGUUUUUUUUUCGGUGUGCUUUAGCUGGUCCAUGAACAUCGUCUCUCGCUUUUGAGGAUAUAUAUACCUUGUGUGAUCUUGGGUCGGUAUAGGCACUUUGUGAAGAUCUACCUCCAAAUACA